UUUCCUAUUGUCAAACAGAGGUACAUUUACCAUUAAUUAUACAUUAUUUUAUUUGCAUACUUAAACUAGAAACAGUAAAUCAAUUUCUCUGAAAAGAAAAAAAAAACAAGUCACGAUGAAUAAGACAAAAUGAGAAAUCCACCGCAAAGAUACACAAGUAAAAAUAUGUACAAGACCCAAUGUAUUGCAUAUGAUAAAUAUUUGCAUGCUAUUUUCUAGAGGGUGAAAAAAUAUGAUAAAUUCAAUUAAAAAAGAUGAAAAAGAAAACAGCAUAACAUACCAGAUUUGAGUGGGAGAUUCUGUGCUUCUAAGUUAUUUAGGCAUGAGCGAGAUUUAUCCAUGUACCUGCAAAUAACACUACACCGGCUCUACAUGUUAUACACACUUCACACAGAAUCACGAUAUUGAACUAGUUCCUAUCAAGCACACAUUUCAUUUUGAUAGUGGGGUUCGGAGUAUACAACACUGACAAAAACUAUGGAAACAACAAAUGAGUUACAGAAAGACUAGAGUUGGGUGUAUUGUCCUUGGCGGUGCUUAUCCAGUUGGUAGGGACUAUUUAAGAAUAUGUAAGGAAGAUGUCUGAGUGAGAAAAAUGGGAAAUAAACUCUUCACCUCAGUCCCUCUGUAACUCAGUCCAGACUGUAGUUCAGCUCAGUCUACCAAGGUCUGGAUUGGCGUGAGUGGAUUCCAUCACUACAAUCAUUCAUCUUAUCAGGGCUCUAAAAGGACAUUCCACAGGAUGCGCAGCAACCUGGUGCCUCCCAUCCAUAAGUCCCUAGUCCUGAUCACUAUCCAAAGCGGCUAUCUGUGUGCACCAUGGCAGGUUUAACAUCUGUUAACAUCCCCAAGCUCACAAUAAACACGACUGAGUCUCUUAACUAGUACAAGACCUCGUCUUUAUCUGCAGUUAACAGAUACACUCCCCUCUCAGCGCUGUGGCACUGGAACCUCACUGCCUCUGAAGUGAUCAGUCUUCUUAAACCUGUGUGAGGGUCUCUACUUCUGAAGCCAGCGCUUUCCCUGGAAAGAAAGGGUACCAGUGGCUGCGCAGUCUUAAACUGCUGUUGUAAAACUGAGACCUACCUCUCUACAAUCAGGCUCCAUGGAGAUGGCAUGCUACAUAUAUUUAUUCAUCGGUCUUCAAGCUGCAUUUUCUGUUCUUGGCUGCCCAGAUGGGUGUAAGUGUUCAAAUCAGCGUGUCAUAUGUGAAGGAAAGGCAGUGACGCAGGUCCCGUCCCCAUUGCCUGUAGAUACACUUCGACUUGAUCUAAUCGGCACCCGAAUCCCAUCUCUGGAAGUGAGCACGUUCCAGGAUCCUCCUCCAGCUCUUACUGCACUUAAUGUAAACGGAAAUGAAUUCUCUCACAUCUCACCCGGUGCAUUCGACAGUCUAACUAACCUUCAGUAUCUUAUUUUAAAUUCAAAUCAACUGCGAGAGAUACCUUCUGGGCUGUUAAAUAAGCUUGUGAAUCUCGAGAGACUUAUGCUUUACAACAAUAAACUGCAGAAAAUCGACUCUGGCCUGUUUGCCACACUCUCUAAACUGAAAGACCUCCAACUCCAAGAAAAUGAGCUUAGUGCCAUACCAGAAGGAGCUUUCCACCACCUGGUCAGUCUCCAGAUGCUCCACCUUGGCAAGAACAACAUUACCCACCUUCCAGCCAACAUUUUCAAAACACUGACCAAGCUUCAAACCCUAAAACUUCCAGAUACCCAACUGAGGCAAAUUCCAGCCGGAAGCUUUGAUAACUUAAACCUGGUAGAACUUUAUUUACAAGAUAACCAUAUAGAACACCUGCACCAUGGUCUGUUUUCCAAGCUGCUGAACUUGAAGAAACUAUACCUAUCUAACAAUCAAAUAUCCGAACUGCCUGAAGGAAUCUUCCUUAAUUUGCCUAAUCUCACCAAAUUUACCCUUUUCGAAAAUCGAUUGACAGAUCUCCCCAGUGGCGUAUUUGGUCCCAUGCCCCACCUCAGGGAUCUUUGGCUAUAUGACAACAAAUUAGUUCAUAUUUCAGACAACGUGUUUAGCAACUUAACCAAUUUGGAAUUACUGAUCUUGAGCAGAAACCACAUCAGCAGCAUCUCCAAAGACGCAUUCAGCGGCUUGAACAAACUUGCUGAAGUAUCUCUGCACACUAACAAGCUGACCAGCUUGGAUAAAGGCACAUUCCGAGGCAUGGACAAGCUCCAGAACAUCUCUCUCCAAAACAAUCACCUGCGGUCACUGCCACGAAACCUGUUCAGAAACCUUUCUAAAUUAACGGAGGUCCAGCUUCAAAAUAAUUCCCUUGAGAGCCUUCCACAGGAGCUGUUGAACUCCUUUGAGCCACUGGCCAAAGUGAAUCUCUGCAAUAACCCCUGGAAGUGCGAUGAGAAUAUUGUUCCUCUCAGAAACUGGAUGAUAUUGCACCAGUCCAAGGUGCUCAAUAUCAGCCAAGUUACAUGCUAUAGCCCUCAUUCCCUGAGGGGUAUUCUUAUUACAAGCUUAACAGAUGACCAGUUGAAGACAAGCCAGGAAGAACAUGCUACUAACACAGAAAGGACUACAGUGCAAGAUACCACUAGAGACACAAGUCGCAGUGUGACAUCCACCUCUUUCCACCCACAGACAACCAGAUCCUCUCCCACCUUGAAAACCUACCCCUCUCCCUCACUGAAAACCACACCCACCACCUCAAACAAAGGUGAAGACACAGAGGAUGACCAUGGGCAGAAUAAGGGCCUCAAGAAAGAGGUCCUGAUCACAAUCACCGUGCUGGUCUGUACCGUUCUCAUCUCUGCUGUGAUCAUCUCCGUAAUAUGCCGGUGUAACAGAAGACGCUCUGGUGCUGAAAUAACCCAGGUGACCAAAAGGAAUGCAGUCAUUUAAAAAAAGAAAUUAAUAAAUUUAUAUACAUAUACUUGAGAUGAUGAAGGUACAGUUGAUUUCAGAGAGACAUUAUACAAGAUAAAACUGUUUCACCCACUGGUCCACUACAGGUAAGCUUUGGAAACCCUUCAU
Messenger RNA from Polyodon spathula (Mississippi paddlefish), 3007 nucleotides. Its product is annotated as leucine-rich repeat-containing protein 15-like. Gene Ontology annotation, molecular function: protein binding. The record is from RefSeq and is a predicted model, not a curated record. The transcript is spliced from 3 exons. Gene Ontology annotation, cellular component: extracellular matrix. NCBI's taxonomy places the organism in Eukaryota, Metazoa, Chordata, Actinopteri, Acipenseriformes, Polyodontidae. The coding region runs from base 1106 to 2875 and encodes 589 amino acids.